CCCUAACCAGCUCAGAGCCAUUCCUAUAUAAACAAACGCGGCCAUAGAAGAAGCUAACCCUAUUUUCUUCAUUGUUCUUUGCUGGUAAACUUGAAUUCUUCGUCGUGAAUCAUUUGUUUCAGGUAGUUCACGAGUUUUUGAACCUCAAAAUUUAUGUCGUCGGACGAUGAUAGGGAGGAGGUAGAGUUGGAUCUCUCCUCUCCGGAUGUUGUUACGAAGUACAAAAAUGCUGCCGAGAUUAUAAACAAAGCAUUGCAGCUGGUGUUAUCCGAAUGUAAACCUAAAGCAAAAAUCGUUGACGUUUGCGAAAUAGGAGAUUCGUUUAUCAGAGAGCAAACUGGCAACAUGUACAAGAAUGUUAAGAAGAAGAUAGAACGGGGCGUUGCCUUUCCAACUUGCAUCUCUGUAAACAACAUAGUCGGCCACUUUUCACCUCUGGCUAGCGAUCAAACAGUGAUGGAAGAAGGAGAUAUACUCAAAAUUGAUAUGGGCUGUCACAUUGAUGGGUUCAUCGCUGUAGCUGCUCAUACUCAUGUUCUGCAAGAAGGUCCAGUCACUGGAAGGGCUGCUGAUGUCAUUGCAGCGGCUAACACUGCUGCCGAAGUUGCCUUGAGACUUGUUCGGCCUGGUAAAAAGAAUAAAGAUGUAACCGAAGCCCUUCAAAAGGUCGCUGCUGCUUAUGAUUGCAAAAUUGUUGAAGGGGUGCUUAGCCACCAGUUGAAGCAAUUUGUGAUCGAUGGAAACAAGGUUGUUCUCAGUGUCUCAAAUCCAGAUACAAGAGUUGAUGAUGCAGAGUUUGAAGAGAAUGAAGUUUAUGCCAUAGAUAUAGUUACAAGCACAGGUGAAGGCAAGCCUAAGCUGGUCGAUGAGAAGCAGACGACCAUAUAUAAAAGAGCUGUGGACAAGAAUUACCACUUGAAAAUAAAAGCAUCUAGGUUUAUUUUCAGUGAAAUAAGUCAGAAAUUCCCCAUUCUACCUUUCACUGCUAGGGCUUUGGAAGAGAAAAGAGGUAGGCUGGGACUAGUUGAAUGUGUAAAUCAUGAUCUAUUGCAACCAUAUCCCGUCCUCCAUGAAAAGCCUGGUAGCAAUCAUCUUUUCCUUUUUCGAUUUUUUUUUAAUCUUGCUCUAAGUAGUGUACCUUCUCAUGCAAUGGGUUAUUUUGCAGGCGAUUACGUCGCCCACAUUAAAUUUACUGUCUUACUGAUGCCUAAUGGAUCGGACCGAAUUGCGUCUCAUGCACUGCAAGAACUUCAACCUACAAAAACUAUUGAUGAUCCUGAAAUAAAGGCCUGGUUAGCACUUGGAACAAAGACUAAGAAGAAGGGUGGCGGGAAGAAGAAGAAAGGUAAGAAAGGCGACAAUAAACCAGAUGAUUCAACCGUGGCUGAGCCAAUGGAUUCAACAACAAAUGUGGGUGCAUCACAGGAAUGAGGUAUUCCUUCGGGUCUGCUCUUUCCCAUCCAUCACUUCAAUUUUGGCAUUGUUUUCUUUUUAAUGUAUGUUGAAGCUUCAUAUAGGUUUUUAGACAUCAAAAGGAAUGGUGUGCUUAAUACUUCAUGUAUCAUCUACGUAUUUUUAUUGGCAACAAAGUACACACUAUUUUGUUCAAUAAACAUGUCUUCACUUGUAAUAUUAUUCGAAAAGUUGGAUGGUGGAGCACCAUUUCUUUUAAAUCUUAUUACUAUAAACAACUUGUAUUAUCUUACAUUUUUCA
Molecule: messenger RNA, 1714 nt
Organism: Cucurbita maxima (winter squash)
Lineage: Eukaryota; Viridiplantae; Streptophyta; Magnoliopsida; Cucurbitales; Cucurbitaceae
Product: ERBB-3 BINDING PROTEIN 1-like
Exons: 8
Coding region: 154-1431 (425 amino acids)
Source: RefSeq, a predicted model, not a curated record